CACUUGUUCGCUCUCUUGCUCUCUAGCUCUCUCACUUGUUCGCUCUCUCGCUCUCUCACUCGCUCUCUUGCUUGCUCUCUCGCUCUCUCACUCUCUUACUUUCUUACUCGCUUCUCACUCUCUCACUCGCCUGUCUGUCUGUUAAAGCUUGUUUGUGGUUUCGAACCUUUGUACAUGCCGUCGGGAGUCACCACCUCACCGUAUUCCCCCAGACCGCUCCUCACAUCCCAGGCAUUGACGCUUGCUUCUCAGGUGGAUUGCGACCAUGCGAAACGAAUUCAGAGGGUCAGUCUGAGAGCGCGCGCAUGCACAAUGAUAAUUCGGCCAGGGACCGGUGUCCAGGAUGCGAUGGCGAAUCGAGAUUGCGAAGGGGAAGCAGGGAGCAGACCUGGAUAUGGGGCGUAGAAAACAGAGCAAAGCAAGCGGGUGUUGAUGAGAGGGGUUAGGGUUGAAGCGUUAGGGUUAGGGGUUGAUGGGCUGCAGGGAGGGAGUGAUGAGAUGGAGACGAGAAGGAUGAGGCGAUGGUGAAGAGGAGAGGGGAUGGUGCAGGAGACGACGACGGUGACGACGACAGCAGUGUGGAAUUCCGUCGAGAACACCAGGGGGACAGGGGCAGGAGCUGGAGCAGGAGGUGCCCGUGCAGGCUCCGAGGUUGGUGCCUCGUCUGUUUCGACGGGGACGGGUGCGGGAACAAUGACAGCGGUGGUCACGGGAGCAUCGGGAAGCGGAAGCGCGAUAGAGAGUGUGGUGGUGGCGGCACGGGGUGAGAAGAACGGAGUGGCGAGGGGCGAGGAGAAUGUGGACGAACCGCGGGAGGGUGGGCAGGAGUCGGUUAUUGUGGAGAAGCGCGGGGAGCACGCAGCCGUGUGUAAGUGGACGAUCAGCCAGUUUGCGAAGAUGAAGGCGCGGGCGCUGUGGAGCCGUUACUUUGAGGUAGGCGGGUACGACUGCCGAUUGCUGGUAUAUCCUCGGGGCGAUUCGCAGGCACUGCCAGGGUACUUGAGCAUAUAUCUGCAGGUGACGGAUCCGCGGGGAUCGUCGUCUUCGAAGUGGGAUUGCUUCGCGAGCUACAGGUUGUGCGUAGUGAAUCAGAAGGAUGAGACGAAAUCCGUUCAGAGGAACUCGUGGCAUCGGUUUUCUGGGAAAAAGAAGUCUCACGGUUGGUGUGAUUUCACGCCAUCGUCGACGGUGCUGGACGGGAAGGGCGGGUUCGUGGUGAACGAGGCGGUACUGAUAACGGCCGAGAUUCUGGUUGUGCAUGAGUCAGUGUCGUUUUCGAGGGAGAAUGAGGUGCCUGCCAGCGGGGGGCUCGUCCCGGAAGUGCUGAGCGGGAAAUUCACGUGGAAAGUGCACAAUCUGUCGCUGUUCAAGGAGAAGAUCAAGACGCAGAAGAUCAUGAGUCCCGUGUUCCCCGCCGGCGAUUGCAGUUUGAGAUUGAGCGUGUAUCAGUCGUCGGUGAGCGGUGCAGAUUAUUUGUCCAUGUGCAUGGAGAGCAAGGACACCGAGAAGUCGAGCGUCCCGGAGCGUAGCUUCUGGUGUCUGUUUCGGAUGUCGAUGCUGAAUCAGCGGGCCGGGAUGAACCACAUGCACCGGGACUCGUACGGGCGAUUUGCUGCGGACAACAAAAGCGGCGACAACACCAGCUUGGGAUGGAACGAUUACAUGAAGAUGGCGGAUUUUGUGGCUCCGGAGAUGGGGUACUUGGUAGAAGACACAGCCGUGUUCAGUGCUUCGUUUCACAUGAUCAAAGAGUCGAGCACGUUUUCGAAGAAUGUAGGGCCGUUGGCGGGCAGGGGCAAUGUAAAGAAGAGCGAUGGGUAUCAGGGGAAGUUCAUGUGGCGAAUCGAGAACUUCACUCGGUUGAAGGAGCUUCUGAAGAAGCGGAAAAUCACGGGGCUGUGCAUCAAGAGUCGGAGGUUUCAAGUCGGCAACCGGGACUGCCGACUCAUCGUGUAUCCGCGAGGACAGUCACAGCCCCCGUGCCACCUGUCGAUGUUUCUGGAGGUUACGGAUCCUCGCAACGCUUCCGCGGAUUGGAGCUACUUUGUGAGUCAUCGUUUAUCGGUGGUGAACCAACGGACGGAGGAGAGAUCGGUAACGAAGGAAUCCCAGAAUCGAUAUUCGAAGGCGGCGAAGGAUUGGGGGUGGCGGGAAUUCGUGACUCUUACCAGCCUGUUCGAUCAAGACUCUGGAUUUCUCGUGCAGGACACCGUCGUUUUCUCCACGGAGGUGUUGAUCCUGAAGGAGACGUCGUCAAUGCUGGAGCUGCCCGAGUGCGAGGGCGAGGCAGCAGAUGCAGGGGGAGGGUCCGACACGGGCAGAAUUGUGAACCGCGGGAGUUUUACGUGGCGCGUGGAGAACUUUCUGGCUUUCAAGGAAAUCAUGGAGAGUCGGAAGAUAUUCAGCAAGUUCUUUCAGGCUGGAGGAUGCGAGUUACGCAUAGGUGUGUACGAGUCGUUUGAUACGCUGUGCAUAUAUCUGGAGAGUGACCAGUCGACGGGAUCGGAUCCGGACCGAAAUUUUUGGGUGAAGUAUCGCAUGGCAGUGGUGAACCAGAAGCAUGCGGAUCGGACGGUGUGGAAGGGGUCUUCGAUCUUGACGAAGACGUGGAACAACUCGGUGCUGCAGUUCAUGAAGGUUUCGGACAUGGUGGAGGCGGAUGCCGGGUUUGUGGCCCGAGACACGGUCGUGUUUGUGUGUGAGAUACUGGACUGCUGCCCAUGGUUUGAGUUUUCUGACCUGGAGGUGCUGGUAUCUGACGACGAACAAGAUGCGGUAUCGACGGAUCCAGAGGAACUACUGGACUCGGACGACAGUGAAGGCAUGAGCGGCGACGAAGAAGAUAUGUUUCGAAGCCUGCUGGCACGCGCGGGCUUCCACCUGAGCUACGGGGACAACCCACCGCUUUUGUUGGAUCCAUCGCAGCUUCAGAUGACGCUGCGGGAGAAACUGGUGAUGGAUGCGGGAGCCGUGGCAGCCUUCCUAACAGGUACAUUGAGGGAGAAGGGCGAGUGGUUCGGUUGUGGCGUGAGUUUCUUUGGCAGAGCCGGUUUGCGUUGGCAUCCCGUAGUGGUGCGGGCCGGCGACGUUGAUGAAUGCGAGGAUGCGGAUGUUCUCGGGCGAGCUUGGUCAUGGCGAGAGAAGUUGCAGGGGUUGAGAGUGUACUUGGAUGAUCCAUGGAGGGUGAAGCGGUUGCUUUUGCCAACCAAGAGUUCGACUACAAGUGCGGGAGGAGGGGGAGGCAAGAGCGCAGCGGGGAGAGGGGAGGCAUCUUCUCCGAGUCUGAUGAAUCUGUUGAUGGGAGUGAAAGUGUUGCAACAAGCUAUCAUAGAUCUGCUAUUGGACAUAAUGGUGGAGUGCUGUCAGCCAUCGGAAGGGAAGAAGGGGAACGAUGCACCCGCGGAGAGCAAACGAGGCGGAGCUGUGGAGGCCAACAAUGGUUCCAAAUUGGUGGCCGCAGGUGGAGCGGAGUGGCGAAAUGGCGGUUCAGGCGCAGAAUGCCGGGAUAGUGGACUAAGCUUAAUCGAGCAGCGACUAGAGGUAGAAGGCGAUGGAUGUUCAGGAGCACAGGCCGUGCAAAGCAGCGACUCGUUGGCCGUAGAUUUGCCAGUGGGCAGGGCUGCUGCUCUUCCUGUGUCGUCCGUGCACUCCGAGGCUGCAGCGAGGCAGGAGUGUACUGUUCCGGAUUCUAAGAGAGAUAAUGUCUCGAACCAUGGGCUCAAGGCGAAAUGGCCCGAGCAAUCCGACGAGCUUUUGGGGCUGAUAGUGAAUUCAUUGAGAGCUGUGGAAGGAGCAGUAGCCCAGGGUGGUCCCGAGCCCCGGCGGAGGCCACAGUCAGCGCAGAAGAUUACGGUGGUGCUGGAGAAGGCUCCGAAGCAUUUACGGGCAGAUGUGAUAGGUCUGGUGCCAAAACUUGUGGAUUUGUCGGAGCAUUCUUCGGUUGCGUGCUCUUUGCUGGAACGGCUUCAGCGAGCGGAUGCAGAUGCUGGCUUACGAUCACAGAUGUUGGGAGCAUUGGGUGAAUUGGAGGUGAACAGUGACAUAUGGGAGCAGGUGCUCCAACAAGGCCUAGAUGUUCUGCCGGACUUAGUGGACGAACCAUUGGCAGUAGUGACGAGAUUGGUGUUGAAAGCUGCUAGCAAGAGCCAACAGUUGGGACGAGCGGUUGCGGCAGUGCGGAGAAGCUUGAAAGAGCUGGGCCCGACCGUCUCUCCGCGGGUGCUGGAUGUGGUGCGGAGCAGUGCGAGCAGCAACCUAGACGUGGCGGAGGCACUACUGCGGGACAUCGAUGGUGAUUGCGAUCAGAGCGAAAUGGAGAUGACAAGUGCGGGAAUGAACACAGUGUUCAGAGACAACCGAGAUGGUGCCGGAGCAUCCCAGCUCCAGGCAGCGGCCGAGAAGGUAGCAGCAUGUUGUUGGAGGGUUGCAGACGUGGACUUUCUGGUGGAAAUGUUGACGGUGCCGACGUUGAGAGUGGAGGCCCAGCGCGUUUUCGAGCGAGCGCUUGCUCGGGGAGCUUUUGGGGAGCAAUCAGUAGUGAUGGUGCUGGAGAGGCGGCGUUCUCAACGGGUGAUUGUGGGGGGUCGUGUGGGUGGCAGCGCAGCGGCAUCCCACGCUGAGGAUUCAUUGAUGCCUGGCACUCCUGGCGGAGGAGUAGAGCAGCUGCCUCGUGGGGAAGAAGAUGGCGACUUUGCAGCAGUUCUUGAGCUGGCGAAAUCUCUGGCCCUGUCUGGCGAUGUGAGAGUUCGGGAGUUCGUGUCGACGAUGUACGCCGUGAUGUUCAAGGUUUACGGAGACGAGGGGUAUCACGAGCGUAUGCUGAGGGGGCUUGUGGAGCGAGCGACUAGUAGCAGCAGCGGUCUGCACAAGGUGGAGUUGGGAACGGACAUAUUGUCAUUUUUGGUGCGGGAGGAGGAAGGGGCGGCAGGUCCGGUGUUGGGCAUGGUCUGCAAGGCGGUUGAGGCGGCGAACGGGGAGCGGAACGCGUUGUGGCAGCAGGUACGAGCUCGGGAAGAGGAGACGUUGCGGGCGAGAAACGAGCGGCAAGUGGAAUUGGGUCGGGUGUCGCGAGAGAAGAGCGUGCUGUCACAAAGGCUUGAGGAUGCGGACGUAGCGCAAGGGCGGUUGAAGGCGGAAAUGAGAGCAGAGCUGGACAGAAUGGGGCGUGAGAAGAAAGACAUGGCGGAGCGGAUUCGGGAAGUCGAGAAUCAGCUGGAGUGGGUUCGGUCUGAGCGGGAGGAGGAGAUUGGAAAGCUGGUGAUCGAGAAGAAGGGAGUACAGGAUUGGCUCAGAGACACGGAGGGUCAGAUUGCGCAGCUGAAGUCGCGAAAACGAGAUGAGCUGAAGAGAGUGAUGAAGGAGAAGAAUGCGUUGGCUGAGAGGUUGAAAGGCGCGGAGUCUGCGAGGAAGCGAUUCGACGAGGACAUCAAGCGGUAUGCGACGGAGUCGGUAACUCGAGAAGAGUUUCGGCAGUCGCUGGAAGACGAGGUGCGGCGGCUGACUCAAACGGUGGGGCAAACGGAGGGAGGACUGAGAGAGAAAGAGGAGCAGGUGAUGCGGUGCGAAGCGUACAUCGACGGGAUGGAGUCGAAGCUGCAUGCUUGUCAGGUACGUGGUGGAAAGUGGGUUUGUGUGGAAGGGGGACAGCAAAGAGGGGCAGGGGGUGGGGAGCUUAUGGCGAAUAUGGCAGCCAUGACGAACCAGUCUCCACUUGGUCCGGGUUUGGGGAUAUAUGCGAGUCCAGCGUCGAUUGCGGUGGGGAUGCCUUCCGUGAUGGCGAGUGGGAUGGGCGUGCACGGAAACGGGCACAUGAACGGCAGCGUGGAGGUGAGAGGUCGGAGAGAUGCUAGUAUGGCAGAACAGGGCAAGGAGCCACCGGUGGAGAGGUUUUGUGGUGGGUUGAACAGGACUGCCUUCGAAGCCGCGUGGGCAUGUCUGAUUAACGGGUGUCCAGCUUCUACGGAGGUGAGGAUGUGUGACAAUUUGGGGUGGAUGAAUGCGAUGGAGUACAACUACGAUUUCGAUCUGGUUGAAAAUAUGCAGGUCUGGCUGUGGUGUCUGGGUUGCGGUAGAGAGGGUUGA
This is a messenger RNA of Physcomitrium patens, 6081 nucleotides long. NCBI's taxonomy places the organism in Eukaryota, Viridiplantae, Streptophyta, Bryopsida, Funariales, Funariaceae. The record is from RefSeq and is a predicted model, not a curated record.